This is a messenger RNA of Zea mays, 1676 nucleotides long. RefSeq lists its product as uncharacterized. Lineage: Eukaryota; Viridiplantae; Streptophyta; Magnoliopsida; Poales; Poaceae. The record is from RefSeq and is marked provisional. The coding region runs from base 197 to 1462 and encodes 421 amino acids. The transcript is spliced from 6 exons.
CUUGCCUCGCACUGUCACAGUCGUGCACUCCCUGUCCCCGUGGACUGUGGAGAGUUUCUGUCGGUGGUCGCCCCGCUUCAUCUGUCUCAUCUUCCCCAGCGCAGCCCCUCCCCCCUGUAGCCUGUAUCCGCCCCCCACACUCUGCGUCUGUAGUCUUCUUUCUCGCGUCGGCAGUCAGCUUGGCAGGGCCGAACCAAUGGCGGUCGACCCGCGGCAGGUGGUGGCGGGCUUCCUCACCCUCUCCAUGUUCGUCAUGCUCGGCAACAUGAUCAAGCACGACCACUUCUCUCCCGUCACCGAGGAGCUGGGCUUCGAGGCAACAGGUGUGGUGUCGAACACAAGGAAGCUUGACAACGAUGCUGAAAUGAGCAGCGUCGAUACGGCUGGAGUGGAGGACCUGAUGGACGCUGUCGAGGAAGUUAAACCUUGCUGGACCAAACCAAGUCCAAAAAAUCAGCCGUCUAAUGGUUUUGUUACAUUCUCCUUGACUAUGGGCCCUGAGUAUCACAUCUCUCAGAUCACAGAUGCUGUGGUUAUUGCAAGGUAUCUAGGUGCAACACUUGUACUCCCAGACAUCAGAGGAAAUGAAUUAGGAAAUAAGCGAAAAUUCCAAGACAUUUACAAUGUGGAUAAGUUCGUGAGGAGCCUGGAUGGUGUUGUCGAAGUAAUAGAGGAUAUACCUGAUGAAGUGAGUGCUAAGAAGCCAGCAGUCAUCAGAGUACCGAACCGUGUGACUGAAAGCUUCAUCACAGGCACCAUCCAGCCCAUCUUCCAAAAAAACAAGUACUUAAGACUAGCGGUCAUUUUCUCUUCCGUAAGUUUAAGGCCAAAGGAGACGAACAACAAGGACAUGGACGCAACUGCUUGCCUUGCGAUGUUCGGUGGCCUCGAGCUGAAGCACGAAUAUUCUGAGGUGGCCAGAAAAAUGCUGGAUAGGCUUCAAGAAUUAAGCAAGAAGUCAGAUGGGAAGGUCUUGGCGAUCGAUUUGCGGACCGACUUGCUGGAAAAGAAGAGUUGCAAGACAACCCGCGGCGCUCGAAGAAAAGGCUGUUAUAGCCCUGAUGAGGUCCUGGCUUUCCUGAGGAGUGUUGGCUUCUCUGCUAACACAACCAUCUACUUGACAGAGACGUCGUGGUACAAAGGCCUGGAUGUUCUGAAGGAAGAAUUCCCAAACACUUGGUAUAAGGGUGACAUUAUGCCAGCCGAGAACAAAGCUGAAUUCCUGAAAUCCAGCAAUGCAGACCUAGCAAGGGCUCUGGACCUUGAGAUCUGUUCGCAGAGCGACGUGUUCGUCCCUGCCGUCGCUGGCCUGUUCUACGGGCAUGUCACGGGUAAGAGGAUCGCGUCCGGACGCACCCAGAUCGUUGUGCCUUCCCAGUCCAGCACCUCGACACAUGCGUCAGACUUCAUCUCCACCUACAUCUCCAACAAGAACCACCUUGCCUACGCGUGCUACUGCUAAGCAUCCUUUUGUACGGCCGUUAAUAAGAUCAGCUGAAGGGAAAGUGCUCUGGGUGCAUAUACAAGUACCUCUCGUGGACAUGAAUGAUGUUGUACACUAGCUAAUGUUUUGUUAUGAGGAAUAUUAGCAUACGACUGUGUGUUGGUUACUUGUUUGGAUAUUAAACUCUGGAACAGCAGCAAGGAGCAUAUACUGCACGUUCCUGUUGGCGCGC